Diospyros lotus (date-plum) is the source of this 3508-nucleotide messenger RNA. Its product is annotated as myosin-binding protein 3. Bases 143 to 2542 code for a protein of 799 amino acids. The record is from RefSeq and is a predicted model, not a curated record. The transcript is spliced from 2 exons. Gene Ontology annotation, molecular function: myosin binding. Lineage: Eukaryota; Viridiplantae; Streptophyta; Magnoliopsida; Ericales; Ebenaceae.
UUUCUUCUUUUCCAAGGGUAUCUUCGGUUCUUUCUGUUACACGAAAGUAUCUAUUGCUUCAUCAGCUCCAAGAACAUCUCUUGCUCUCUCUCUCUCUCUCUCUCUCUCUCUCUCUCUCUCUGUAGAUAAGAAGAAACAGUCCAUGGCUGCCAACAAGUUUGCAACGAUGCUACACAGAAAUACCCACAAAAUCAUAGUAAUUCUCGCAUACGCAGUGCUGGAGUGGAUCCUAAUAUGCCUCCUCCUCAUGAACUCACUCUUCUCUUUCCUUGUCUCCAAGUUCGCUAUCUACUUCGGACUCAAACCGCCCUGCCUAUGGUGUUCAAGAGUUGAUCAUAUGUUGGAGCCUGAGAAAAGGAGAAGUUCCUACAGAGAUCUUGUCUGUGAGGCACAUGCCACUGAAAUAUCCAAGCUAUGUUACUGCUCCAAUCACCACAAACUGGCUGAUCCUCACUACUUGUGCAAGGAUUGCUUGUUCGCCGGGCCGAAACAUGACGAUCCAGCCAUUGAAAUCUCGAGAAGGAUUGCUUUCUUCACCUGGGUGAGCGAGAGCAGGAUUGGAAAUGGUGAGGGCGAUUCGAAAUGUUCGUGUUGUGAUGAGAGCUUGAGCAGCAAACUCUACCCUUCUCUUUUGCUGUUUAAGCCCUCUUGGAAGGGAGAAUUGGCUGCAGAAGCAAUGGAUGAUGAUAAUAAUGAAUGCGAGUUCUCGGUCACAAGUAAGUCUGAUUGUUCUACGGAUCACUGCAGCAAUAAUCAGGAAAUCGAACGAACGAAACAAGAAGAAGAGGAAGGAGAUGAACAUCAGAUACUUUCUGAUGUUGAUGGUUUGAGCUCCAAACCAGAAGCUGAGGAGGAUUCUUCAAGGUCAGGCUCAGACUUCCAGCGUUGCACAAGAAAUGGAAAUGGAAAUGGAGAAGAUGAAUCAUUUGGCAUCAUGAAUCUGAUCGUAACGUCUAGCUCAUGUAGUGAUAUUGAUCGCUUAAUACCGGUUGCCUUGAUUGAUUCUUCAACUAUGGAAAGCCGAAUUUCAAAUCCAAUUGGGAAGGAAGAACAGCCUCUGCAAAAGCAUAAUCACCAUCAAAAUAGAAAUUCAGAUUCUGAGCCACGGAUUGAUGAAUUUUCUGAAACAGAGGCAGGUUCAGAUGUAGUGAGUCAGGUUGCAGAGAAAAUAAAGAGUGAGCUUGUGAACUCAUCGAUUCUAGUGGCUGAACCAGGCAUACAAGAUUUAGAGGCGGGGACACGUCAACUUCUCGCCAUUACUGAUGGCAAUGUUGAAGCAGAAGCCAUGAAAGAACUAGAAGCAGAAGGUCAGGAAGACGAUGAUUGCCAUUUUUCAGGCGUUGAAGCCAAAUCUGAGAACUUAGCAGGAAUGCCUAAUCAGAAAAGAGAAACUGGAGCAGAGGAGUCUUGGGAUGGGAGUGUUAUCAGUGAGAUGGAGGGUGCUGAUGGGGCUCUCACCAUCGACAAGCUGCAAGCUGCGCUAAGAGCUGAACGAAAGGCGCUAAGCGCUUUAUAUGCAGAGUUGGAGGAAGAGAGGAGCGCGGCUGCAAUAGCAGCCAACCAGUCAAUGGCCAUGAUAACCAGACUUCAAGAAGAGAAGGCGGCGAUGAAGAUGGAAGCACUGCAAUACCAGAGGAUGAUGGAAGAACAGUCAGAGUAUGACCAGGAGGCAUUGCAGCUUCUAAAUGAGCUGAUGACAAAGAGGGAGAAGGAGAAGCAGGAUCUCGAGAAGGAGCUGGAACUGUAUCGCAGAAAGGUUGUCGGUUGUGAAGCAAAAGAGAAGCUGACGAGAAGGAAAGAAGGGAGUCUAAGUAGUAGAAACUCCUCUGCUUGCGGGAAUGCUGAGGAGGUUGAUCAGCUAUCGAUCUAUCUUAAUUGCGAGACGAGGAAUGAAGAUGGUAGCUUUUACGAGCAUCAGGAAGGGAGCAAUAUCAGUAGUCCUGCCGAUGCAGAGCUAAGUUUCGAGGAAAUGGGGCUGGAUUCUGUGAAACAUUUGAGUGCACUUGAUGAAUCAUUGGCAGAAUUUGAGGAAGAGAGACUGUCGAUUCUGGAGGAGCUCAAGGUACUGGAGGCGAAGCUUUUUGCAAUGGCUGCUGACGAGCAACAUUCCUUUGAAGAUGUCAAGGAAUAUAGUAGUGAAAAUGGGGAUUCAAACGGGCUCUUUUGGAAUUCAGAUGGAGAACCAUGUCCCGAGAGCAACACAAUGCAUCUCAAGGCAAAGAAGCUCCUUCCUCUCUUCGACGAAACUGAGAGCUUGAAUCAUGAGCAACAGACCGAAUCUGAUCCCAGCUGCAGGAUUCAGAACUCGUUGUCCAAGCUUCAACCGGAGAGCAAGAAACUUGCCGUCGAAGAGGAAGUAUAUCAUGUGUAUGACAGGCUGCAAGCACUCGAAACCGAUAGGGACUUCUUAAAGCACUGCAUCAGCUCCAUAAAGAAAGGAGACAAAGGAAUCGAUCUUCUGCAAGAAAUCUUGCAGCAUCUUCGCGAUUUAAGGACCGUGGAGGACCGAGCAAGAAACAUAUGCGAUAGUCCUCUGGCAUGAUCUCGAGCCUGGGCCUGCCCUUGCCACCAUGAAUGUGAAGCCAAUCCAGAGGUAAACAACAACAACAAUAUAUAUAUAUAUAUAUAUAUAUCCUUUUCUUUCUACAUUGUGUUCUGCUGCCUGCUCUUGUUAAGGAAUUGGAGUCCAUUGUUCCGUCUUGAUCUUACUCUUCCACAGUUGCAGUUGAUUUUGACAAAUCCAGAUUGCUCUCUCUGUCAGUCUAAAGUAGAAAGAGAUGUCCUGCCAGUUCAUUAAUAACUACUACCAGUUGAAUGCCAACAAAUUUUGCAGUUCUGUUUGACGGAGGAUAUUGCUUUGCUGUAUUCCUUUCCUUUCGGAAUUGAAGACUGAAACAGUUUUGGGCCUUCAAGUUCAAGUAAUCCAUCCAAGUUUUUGAAGAUUGUACUUACUGAUUUGUAAAGAUGAUGACUUAAGUUGUAUGGAUUUUGUCUCUCUCAAAGAUGGGAACCAUGUGACAGUGGAUUGUGCCUGCCAACAAUCUUUGCAUAAAAUGCGUCCCAACUGCCAACAACUGCCUAAACCAUUUUUAUUUUCGAAAAACAAACAAGAGAACAAAACAAAACAAGAGGAUGGCGCCAAGCCGCCUUCUUUUCGGGGGGAUUUUGAAACUUUUAGGCACCAACCCAACACAAAAAAAGAAAAAAGAAAAAAAAAAAUCUCAUGCAUGUCUCGGGCACAAAUUGUCUUCAACUUCAACUUGGAGAUUUAAAAUCUUUAUUAUCCGAGACCGAGACGUCGAAAAUCUUCUGAAGGUCCCAAGUGAAACAUUCAUUUCAAAGUAGUAAAAUUGGGUUACUUUUUAGAUGAUAAUCCACGGGCAGCCGCCGAAACCCAAGGCCAUAGUCUUGGGUUAAUGAAAAAUAAAACUAAAAUAACAUCAUAUCUAGAUCUGAGAAGGAAGAGAGACGAUCGGCCCCAAGAUGGGGAGAAUCACUAAAACGGGCA